AUGAGUGUUACACAAUCAUUGGAAGAUAAUCUUGCUAUUCUUAACAAAAAUAACGAUAGUUGUGAUACACCUUUAACAAGUUAAAGGAGAAUCAAUUGGAAAGUCGAGAUGAGGAAGAUGGUUUUGACAAAACUCCCCAUCAAAAAGUCUGCUCCUAGGCUAAGCCAAUCUAUUAAGUCCAAAAACAUACCAAAAAAUAUUUCAAAGGUCAUUACCUAACAAAUUCUUAAAGGAUACUACAAUGAUCUCAUCUAAUGUAACCUUAAAUCAUUCCUUUCUUUCAUUAAGAAAAAUAAAAAUAUUCUGAACCUCCCUUCACUCAUGAGACUUGUCAAACCACAUAAAAACCCAGAAGUCAACUCUCUUCAUCAAUGUUUUAGGCAAAUAUGGUAUUUAAUAUAUAUUAAAAUUAUAGCUGGUAUUUUAUUAAGAAACAGUAUAUCGCCUACGUGUUUAAUUCUAAGAUCAAGGAUCCUCAAUGGCACCUAGAAUACAGAAAUGCAAUCUUAAAAUUAUUUAGGGAUAGUUGA
Paramecium octaurelia is the source of this 530-nucleotide messenger RNA. The record is from the annotation of a GenBank genome assembly. NCBI's taxonomy places the organism in Eukaryota, Ciliophora, Oligohymenophorea, Peniculida, Parameciidae.